CUCCUUGCCUUUAAGAACGAGGCUGCCCUUCCUAUCCUCUUCGCUCUUAUCAGGGAAAAGAUCCCCAAUUCCCAAUCUUCUCCCUCGUUUCCCCUUUCCCCUGAAACCCUAGCUGGUUCGGUAUCUCUCUCUCUUGGUCGAUCUAUCCUCCCGGCGGGAUUGUUCCCUCCGACCUACACCUUUCGUCCGGCGCGUUGGGUAUCGAACCUAGGAGGCGCGUGGCGUUCACGCUCAAUGUGAUCCAUGUGUUCUUGGUCACCUGAAUUGGGAGACCUCCGCCGCCGGGGCUGUCCCGGGACUCUACCGGACUCAUGGCGUCAGCUCUGCUAGCUAAUCGGAACGAACCGAACUGGAUUCAGCCACAGCCGGCCGGCGGUGCGAAGCCUAUGGGCAAAUAUCCUUUCUCUAAUUCUAACAACCCUAACCCUAAAUUCUCAAAGAAGCGGCACCUUCAGGCUCUACCCUUGGCAGAUCUAGAUGAAUCUCCGGCGUUCGCGCAGUCUGCUGCUUCUGACGACGCUUCUUCGAUAAAUCGGAGACCUGUUGAUUUGAACACAGGGGGAUACGUUACUUUCAACAUCUCUUCCUAUACGAAGAAGGAGCUGGUGGAGCUGAAGGAUCGAUUGGUGGGUGAGCUGGAGCAGAUUCGUCAAUUUAAGAGCCGGAUCGACCUGUCGACUGACUAUCAGAUCAGAUCCAGCUCAAAUUUCCACAACAAGAAACUAGUUGGUGGCCCAAACAACAAGAAGAUAUUGGGAAACAAGAGGCCUUUCUCUGCUACCAAUUCGAGUUUUGGGGUUCAAGAUUUCAAGAGAUCGCAACACCCAGAUAACUCGCAAUUGAUGAAGAAUUGCAGCCAGAUCCUGUCCAAAUUGAUGAAGCACAAGUUCGGACACAUCUUUAAUGUUCCGGUGGACGUUGUUGGAAUGCAGCUUCACGAUUACCUCGACAUAAUAAAAGUUCCCAUGGAUCUGGGUACGGUGAGAAAGAAGUUGAGGAAAAACCUCUAUGACUCGCCAACGGAUUUUGCUGCAGAUGUGAGACUGACCUUCAACAAUGCGAUGAGGUACAAUCCUAAAGGUCACGAUGUACAUAAUAUUGCUGGUCAGUUACUUGACAGAUUUGAAGAGUUGUUCAGACCCAUCAAGGACUCGCUUGUUGAUGAAGAGAUCCAGGAAGAGGAAGAGCACGUGCAAGAAGUACAAGCUAGUUCAUGGGAUCACAACCACCGGGGAUUGGUGGAGACGCAAAGAGUAUCGAAAGACCAAGGGGUUGUGAUGCAAGAGAUGGUCAAGUCCGAGCAUAUUGGGAACUUUGUGGCUCCUCAAGCUUCUAGUUUGAGCCAAAACCCUAACCCUCAGUCGACUUCACAGUUGCCUGUCAGGACUCCAUCACCACGGCGGGUUCCACCAGUGAAGCCUGUAAAGCUUCCGAAGCCAAAGGCGAAAGACCCUAAUAAGAGGGCGAUGAACCUGGAAGAGAAACAUAAAUUGGGCGUAGGAUUGCAGAAUUUGCCUCAGGAGAAGAUGGAGCAAGUUGUUCAAAUAAUAAAGAGGAGAAAUGGCCAUUUGAGGCAAGAUGGGGAUGAGAUUGAGCUUGACAUUGAAGCAGUUGAUACAGAGACUCUGUGGGAGCUUGAUCGAUUUGUCACCAAUUACAAGAAAAUGGCGAGCAAGCAGAGGCGUCAAGCAUUAAUGGGUGUCAAUAUUGGGGCUCCUGCAACGAGUGAAGGCAACAAGGAUUUGCCUGGUAUUGAGAGAAUGGACAUUGUAAAUGAGGUGAAGAAGCCAAAGAAAGGCGAUGCCGGCGAGGAAGAUGUGGAUAUAGGGGAUGAAAUGCCAAUGAGCAGCUUUCCCCCGGUGGAGAUUGAGAAGGACAAUGGGCGUGCAAGUAGCAGUUCUGGUAGCUCCAGUAGUUCCAGCGACGAUUCUUCUUCCUCCAGUGAUUCCGACUCGGGGAGCUCUUCCGGGAGUGAUUCAGAGGAUGCACACUCAUAGUGGCACUAACCCUAUGUGGAUGAGAAUUCGGGAUCACAGGCCCCUCGAGGCAGGGGUGCGGGGUGUGGAAGAUCCUGGAGCUGCCGCCUUGCACAUUGAUGAAGGAAAGAAGCGAGGUAUGAUAACUGCAGGUCCUCCUGAUGAUGAUGAUGUAUUGGUCGGCAUUAGAGACGAUAACUCGAUAAGGUGUAGUAAUUUGAUGAGAACGGAAUGGUGUGUAUUGUAACAGGUUUGUAGGAGGGGUGAGUGGAACAAAUUUAAGCUGGGCACGCUAAAGGAAGGUGGAUCAAUACUUGUGUGUAUGAAGGGAGGUCGAGCUGCUAGCAAAAGGGAAACGGAGGCGGAAGCUAAAAAGUAGCAGUGGCUGGCUGGUUUAAGUUAAAGGGUAGGAAGAAUAGAGUGAGAAGCUUCUGUUUCUGUGUUUUUUGUCCCCUCCUUUUUCUUGUAGUUGGUAGAGUAGGGAGAAAUAGUAGUGGUGGUGAUGAUUGGGUGUUUGGCUAGAGCGUGGGAGAUAGGGGACUGACGUAGGCUCAGAAUUACGGUUUGUACACGUUACUGCAACACUUGGAAUACAAAUUAACCCGCAGUUAGCUUGUUGCAACAGAGUGCCUGUUGAUUAUCCAUUUUGGUUGUGUUGAAGGGUAUAAAAAGAUUAACGGAGGGAGAGCGGCAGUGCUAUCGCUAUGCGAUGUUAAUGAUUUAUGCUAGUUUUGUAGCCAAGGAAUCAGAUUGCAUUUCUCAGUCAGCCAGCUUGUCGCUCUUUUUUUUUUUUUUUGCCUUUGGGACGAAUCUUGAAUGCUCUUCCGCUGCUGGCUGCUGCUUCUUCUUCCACUUCAUCCCUCUAUUUCUUUUAUACAUUACAUAUUCUUCCCCAUUUCCUCCUAUGAAUGAUAGUUUACUUACUUGGUGGCAAUUGAGAAUAAUAUCUUCCAACGACU
Molecule: messenger RNA, 2935 nt
Organism: Linum trigynum
Lineage: Eukaryota; Viridiplantae; Streptophyta; Magnoliopsida; Malpighiales; Linaceae
Source: the annotation of a GenBank genome assembly